Messenger RNA from Halichondria panicea, 2888 nucleotides. RefSeq names its product fibropellin-1-like. Gene Ontology annotation, cellular component: membrane. The transcript has 7 exons. Bases 93 to 2777 code for a protein of 894 amino acids. Gene Ontology annotation, biological process: cell communication. NCBI's taxonomy places the organism in Eukaryota, Metazoa, Porifera, Demospongiae, Suberitida, Halichondriidae. The record is from RefSeq and is a predicted model, not a curated record. Gene Ontology annotation, molecular function: calcium ion binding.
GUUUUUUUGGUUACACAGAUACAAUUUGCCAGACUGAUCACAUUGAUGAAUGUGAUGGAAUAAACUGCAGUGGAAAUGGUGGCUGUGUUGACAUGGUGAACAUGUUCCUAUGUGACUGUGAACCUGGCUACACUGGUGCUGAUUGUGAGACCAACAUUGAUGAUUGCGUGAAUAGGAACUGCAGUGGAAAUGGUGUGUGUGUGGAUGGUGUCAACUCGUUCAGUUGUGAUUGUGUGUCUGGCUUCACUGGAGAGACGUGCAGUGUGGAGACACAAGAGGCUAGAUCAGAUGGUGCAACAGCUGCUAUAGCUGGUGGUGUGGUGGGGGGACUAGUGGGUGUUGUACUGAUUGCUGUCAUAGCUAUUCUCAUAGUGAUUAUCUUUAAAAACAAGCAAGAUUCAUCACAAUACGCUAGUGGAGGAGGAACAGUUGACAAUGACAUACCAUGUCAGAAUAACGUGGUGUACGGUGUUUGUAAGAUGACUCAACCCAACACCCUCACUACUCCCUCUUCUCUACAAGUGUAUGACUACCCACUGUAUGAUAUGUCGGAGCCCCUCCCAUCAGUGUAUGAGAGUGUGGAUGAGAAGGACGAGAGACUCACGAUAAAUGUGAAUGUUAGCUAUGCAACCGUUGCCGAGCAUGAGAAUGGACUGGUACAGACUAGUGGUAUCUAUGACGAUGUCAACAUGAGCUGCCUGUGUCUAUGGCUGGGGAAGGUGAGUGGUAUAAUAGUCAGUAGCUGCAGUAGAGAGUCCCAAUGCUUGCAGCUCAGUGUACUGGUGUCUGCAGACUAUGUGGUACAAGUGAAGAUGCUCUCCUACAGUAAUCCAUUCAACAGACGCUCUGAUGUUCAAUGUUGUGAUCCAGCCAACAAUGGUGGAGGAUGUACCGAAGGGGAGCGCUGUGACACCUUCUUCAUCUACUGCCUGAUGCCACGUUUCAGUACUGCUGUAAGGUGUCCCAGAAAUGAACCUGGAUUUACUGCAAUCAGUACCAGUAUCGUUGAUGGGGCAGACAUUGAUUUCUCACAACCUACUAUACUGGGACUCCCUAAUCCAUUCAAUCUGACUGGAAUAUCAACAGCCUGGGAGGGAGCUCAGCUUUACAUACUAGUGGGUGAUCUUGAUAGCUUUAAUCCAUUCAGUGCUGAUCUUAUUGUGAGGAUUCGAUUUGAUCUAAGUUUUUCAGCGGGAUUAACAACCACAUUAUCUGAGUUAAUAUCAAAUAUUGGGCUCUCUCUCACUGUCAAUGUUACUGUGUUCUGUGCUCCAUUCUACUCCGGAAGCAGUUGUGAGAUACUCGAUCAUUGUGAGGUCAAUCCUGUCACAUGCAGUGAAAGAGGAAGGUGUGUGAAUGGAUUUAAUGGUCCCACCUGCAACUGUAUCCCUCCCUAUAUCGGUGCAAACUGUGAGAGUCAAAACUUUUGCAUCAACAGAAAUUGCAAUGAGAGAGGAACAUGUAAUAACGGCCUUGAUUCCUACAUUUGUGCAUGUAAUGCUGGCUAUACUGGUGCUGAUUGUGAGGUGGACAUUGAUGAUUGUGAGGGGCAGAGUUGCAGUGGAAAUGGUCGCUGUGUGGAUGGUGUCAACUCUUACUCCUGUGUUUGUGAACCUGGCUAUACUGGUGCUGAUUGUGAGGUGGAUAUUGAUGAUUGUGAGGGGCAGAGCUGCAGUGGAAAUGGUCGCUGUGUGGAUGGUGUCAACUCUUACUCCUGUGUUUGUGAACCUGGCUAUACUGGUGCUGAUUGUGAGGUGGAUAUUGAUGAUUGUGAGGGGCAGAGCUGCAGUGGAAAUGGUCGCUGUGUGGAUGAAGUCAACUCUUACACAUGUGUUUGCAAUGCUGGCUAUACUGGUGCUGAUUGUGAGGUGGACAUUGAUGAGUGCUUGCUAUUGGAGAGUGUACUAUUAGAGAGUGUGUGCAGUGGCCAUGGUAACUGCUCUCAUGGAAUAGCCAUCUUCACCUGCUCAUGUGAUCCUGGCUACACUGGACAGAGAUGUGAGACUGACAUUGAUGAUUGUGUGAACGUAAACUGCAGUGGACGAGGCAACUGUACUGACAGAGUUAACGGCUUUGAUUGUGAUUGUUUCCCUGGUUACACUGAUGUAAUUUGCGAGACUGACAUUGAUGAAUGUGAUGGAAUAAACUGCAGUGGAAAUGGUGGUUGUGUUGACAUGGUGAACAUGUUCCUAUGUGACUGUGAUCCUGGCUAUACUGGUGCUGAUUGUGAGACCAACAUUGAUGAUUGUGUGAAUAGGAACUGCAGUGGAAAUGGUGUGUGUGUGGAUGGUGUCAACUCGUUCAGUUGUGAAUGUGUGUCUGGCUUCACUGGAGAGAUGUGCAACACUAGUACUGCAGAGCUGGGUGGUGGUCCAGUGGGUCUCACUAGUAGCCUGAUAGGAGGAGUGGUGGGAGGUCUCCUAGUGCUGAUGCUGAUACUCCUGCUCCUGAUAGUGGUCGUGGUGGUGUGUGUGCGGAGGAGAGCUCAGGGGAAGACCAUUCAAGACACUCAGUUUCAAGGAGACACCAUUUCCUACAUACCUGGAGACAACCCAGUGUAUGGGAUUCCUGAGAACAGAACAAAUACCAUCACUUCAGAAACAGCAGAGUUUGACAACCCGAUAUAUGGCAGCCAGGAAUCACUCAACGAUGCAGAACUAGUCAAUCCAAUUUAUGGAGAUGCAGAUUUCGAGGACAUACCUUAUGAACUGGCCCCUGCAGUAUCAAACUAUGAGACACCUGUAGUACCUGUGUAUGACUAUGUACAGAAUAGCUAGAGGGCAGAACAAAUUCAAUGAUGUAUAUACUCCAUUAGUUGAGAAAUCAACAAACCCCUCCCCUCUUUUUAGCUGAUAAUCUAGCCUCGGUCCUAGUUGGGCGCAAAACAC